AUGCUGAUUGACGAAGAUGACAUUAGUAAUGACGUUAUCACCUUUGGCACGCGUUUUUCAAUAAUGUUUGUUUACAUUCGCGCUCGUUUCCGCUUCGAGCUGACUGGCAGAAAUCUGACAGCUCAGUCGAAGAAGUGGAAUUCAAAUUCCAGAGACGUAGUUGCAAGCUCUCCUUCCUUUUCACGCCUCGCCGCUAAGGCGCCUCGGAGAACUUACUCGCAGGCUUUUAAGGCUCACGAUUUUUUCGUACCUUUCCAUGGCAGCUUCCAGGCCCGCUCCUUUCAUGGUGAUCAGUCUCCUCGUAUGGUUUCCUUAACUCUCCAUCCUGCAAGACACAGUCUAAAGGCUUGUAGAGCGAAGUGGUACGUGUCAAGGGUACAGCACCUACCAGGGGAAAAACAGAGCAAGUGGUGGCAAGCGCCUUGGCGCGGUAUGAAGUCCAAAAGUGGUGACUUACUUUAUCAGAUACAAGUUGAAGGAUUUUCCGAUCCCUCCCAAUUGGACCAAGCCAAUGCCAUCAACGCAGCUUUCCUGGAGCAAUUGGAGGAAUACCAAUUACCAUUCCCCCUCCCCGCCUCCCCUUGGAGGAAUCACCCGAUAUCCCACAUUUAA
Porites evermanni is the source of this 612-nucleotide messenger RNA. Lineage: Eukaryota; Metazoa; Cnidaria; Anthozoa; Scleractinia; Poritidae. The record is from the annotation of a GenBank genome assembly.